UAAAGUCCUCAACGCUAGAGCUUACGCGAAAAUGUCUCCGAUUAUUCUUGUGCACGGAGGAGCUGGAGAUGUGCCCGACGAAAGGGUUCCUGCCAAAAUUUCAGGAGUCAAGGAAUCUGCAAGAAUUGGCUACAGUAUUUUGCAAAAAGGCGGAUCAGCAUUAGACGCUGUUGAGGCGGCUGUCAGAUAUAUGGAAGAUGGGGAAGCUUUCAAUGCAGGUUAUGGUUCUGUCUUAAACUUGGAUGGAGAAGUCGAAAUGGACGCAAGUAUUAUGGUUGGUUCUAAUUUAACCGCUGGGGCUGUUACUGUAGUUAAAGACAUAGCUCAUCCAAUAAGUUUAGCUCGUUUGGUAAUGGAGAAAACGCCUCACUUACUACUAGCUGGCGCGGGAGCAAAUCGUUUCGCCAAAGAGCAAGGAGUUCCAAGUGUUCCUCCAGGCAGUUUGGUUACGAAAUAUGCACAGAAAGCUCUUGAGGAAUUUAAGAGAAAAGGUGGUGAUGAUAGGACAGAAAUAGGCCAUAACAAUCCUGGUGAUGUGGGUACCGUUGGCGCCGUUGCUAUAGAUUCAAAAGGAAAUCUCGCUGCAGCUACAUCCACCGGUGGUAUAAACGGAAAAAUGGUUGGCAGAAGCAGUGACACUUGCAUGAUUGGCAGUGGAACUUACGCAGAUGACAAUACUGCCGCUAUAUCCACUACAGGACAUGGAGAGACAAUAGCAAAAUAUUGUUUGGCUCAUGCUAUUGCAAAGGAAAUUGAACAUGGAAAAUCGGCUCAAAAUGCCACUACGGAUGUUUUAGAAAAGAUGACCGAAAGACUGAAGAACACAGCAGGAGCUAUAACAAUUUCUAAAGAAGGGGACUUGGGGAUAUAUUUUACAAGUAAAAGAAUGGCUUGGGCAUAUCAGAAAGAAGAUAAUCUUCAUUAUGGAAUAGAACGCAAUCAAGAUACUACCGAAAUUAUAAAAAAUUCUUCUUAACAGUUGUAUGUAAUUAUCAGCUACAGUAAUGCAGCUGUUACAUGUAAAUAUGAUAUAAAUACUAUAAUAAAUGAAAUAUGGAAUAUUA
Molecule: messenger RNA, 1064 nt
Organism: Anoplophora glabripennis (Asian longhorned beetle)
Lineage: Eukaryota; Metazoa; Arthropoda; Insecta; Coleoptera; Cerambycidae
Product: isoaspartyl peptidase/L-asparaginase
Exons: 6
Coding region: 32-976 (314 amino acids)
Molecular function (GO): asparaginase activity
Source: RefSeq, a predicted model, not a curated record